AUGCCUAAUACGACCACUACCACGAAAACAUCACCGUCCCUGAAACGGCUGUUACUAAGUCUGAAAGAUGCACAUUCGACGAUCAACGACAUUUGGAAGUUUGUUUCCGAGUUCAAGGGUGAUACAGCAACGAGCCAAGCGGAGUGUCACGAUGAAUUUGACGACGAGGAUGAUUUUUACGAACAAGAAAAAACAGAUUCCAGAGACCGUUUUUAUCAUGCCAAGGCUUUUCUGAUGGAAAUUCUAAAGAAGGAACGGGAGCAAUCAAUGUCAACUCAAAGUAUUCGAGUGAACGAUAGUAUGCUGCAUGGGACGUUCGGCCAUGUACGUCUACCGCAAAUCAGACUGCAAAACUUUGACGGUAAUAUAGACGAAUGUUUAAGCUUCAGAGAUCUCUACGUAUCACUCAUACACUGCAAGUCAGAUCUGCCUGAUGUGGAGAAAUUUCACUACCUCAAAGGCUGCUUGCAGGGAGAACCGAAAGCUCUUGUCGACCCACUACAACUUACAGGGGCGAAUUACACGAUUGCAUGGGAAAUGUUACUAAGCAGAUAUAAUAACUCCAAACUGUUGAAAAAACGCCAAAUUCAAUCUUUAUUUAAACUACCAAUAAUCACAAAGGAAUCCGCAAGUGAAUUGCAUGUACUUCUCGAUAACUUCGAGAGAGUGGUAAAAACGCUCGACCAAAUCGUAAACCCAGAGGAUUAUAGGGAUCUUCUGCUGAUUAAUAUCCUCACUACACGUCUGGAUCCAACGACACGCCGGGGGUGGGAAGAAAUUUCCGCGAGUAAGGAACAGGAAUCAUUGGCCGAUCUCACCGAUUUUUUACACUGUAGAGUUCAAAUGUUAGAUUCCCUACCAUCGAGAACAGGAGAGAACAAACCUAGUGGCACGUUUAAUCCACCACUAAGACAUCACCCGUCCUUCACCAAACCAAGCUACAGCACAGUACAAACAAGUACAACCCGGUGUUUAUCGUGCGAAGCUUAUCAUUUCCUCUAUCAAUGUGAUGUUUUCCAGCGAAUGACAGUAUCAGAUAGAGAUUCGUUUUUGAAAGCUCAUUCGCUUUGCCGAAACUGUUUUAGAGCGGGUCAUCAUGCAAGGUUGUGCCUAUCACGGAACUCCUGUCGUAAAUGUGGCGGCAGACAUCAUACACUAGUAUGUUUCAGAGGGGAAACCGAGAGUGCUACGACUUCCAAUUCAGCCUCUUCUGUGGAUUCUCCAGCAGUUUCGAUUGCUUCGUCAUCACAAGUGGCUAACACUGCAGCUACUAAUGCAUUGGCAUCAGGUGUUAAUCAUCGAUACGCAUCACAAAUUCUCUUGGCAACAGCAAUUGUUAUUGUUAUCGACGAUGAUGGUAAUCGUUACCCUGUUCGGGCUCUAUUGGAUUCAGGCUCGGAGAGUAAUUUUAUCUCCGAGCGAAUUAGCCAGAAACUCAAGGUACAUAGACAUCGGGCGGAUAUGUCAGUACUCGGUAUAGCAGAAUCCACUACCAACGUCAAACAAACCAUAGAUGCUACGGUUAAAUCGCGUAUCAUGGACUUUUUCGUAACAAUGACCUUUUUAGUAUUGACCAAGGUUACCGUAAAGUUGCCAACAGCAAAUGUGAACACGAAAGGAUGGAAUUUACCAGAAGGAAUACAGUUAGCUGACCCUUCGUUCUGUAUAUCCCAGGCCGUAGAUAUGAUUCUGGGUGUUGAAGCAUUCUUCAGUUUUUUUUGA
This is a messenger RNA of Toxorhynchites rutilus septentrionalis, 1722 nucleotides long. RefSeq lists its product as uncharacterized. The transcript has 2 exons. The record is from RefSeq and is a predicted model, not a curated record. Bases 1 to 1722 code for a protein of 573 amino acids. Lineage: Eukaryota; Metazoa; Arthropoda; Insecta; Diptera; Culicidae.